Molecule: messenger RNA, 1293 nt
Organism: Pseudocercospora fijiensis CIRAD86
Lineage: Eukaryota; Fungi; Ascomycota; Dothideomycetes; Mycosphaerellales; Mycosphaerellaceae
Exons: 3
Coding region: 1-1293 (430 amino acids)
Biological process (GO): lipid metabolic process
Source: RefSeq, a predicted model, not a curated record
AUGCUUGUGACGCGACGAGCAGAGAGGACAGGUGAGAGCGCUUCCGACGAUUACUUUGUCUGUCUGAUCACACUUUUGACCUUCCUGAGUUUCACCGACCAUAUGGUUAUCGGGACUCUCCAAGGUCGACAAGCACGCCUGUUGAACAGUCCGAAGGGACCACGAUCAGGUCCGAGCACAACAGUCAAGACCUUCAAGAACCACGGCAUCAAAGGCGUAGCACUCGAAGAUUGCGUAUCAUAUAAAGAACGCUUCUAUUGGGCUUGCGCGCUGCUUUCAUCUUGGCGAGGUAUCGGCUGGAACUGGCAAGUCGCUAAGGUCCCGUCGAACCCGGACAUCGGUCUCACAAACCGGCAAGCUGCAUCUCGCCAUUUGAUGAGAGUAGUCAAGCUCUGGAUUCGAAGAUCAGUCGAAAUGUACCUCAUCAACUUUUCAGCCACGCUACGUACACGUAACACCAACGAUGGCGAUGGCAGCUUAGCAUACACGCUUGCAAUCGAGGCAACGUUCAUCUGGUCAUGUCAGAUGCGCAUGUGGGACAGCUCGAAAAUGCUGUACUCAACCGCCGCAGCCAUCGCAACAUUCCUUGGCAUCUGCUCACCUGCUGAAUGGCCACCACUCUUCGGCAGGGUUGGUAAUGCAUGGUCAGUCCGACGAACCUGGGGACAAGUCUGGCACCAAUCCUUCCGAAGAACAUUCGAGGUCUACAGUGGUCUCCUCGUGUCUACUCUUGGACUCAAGAAAGGCACUUUCGCAUCAAGAUACACCAAGCUUUACGCCAGCUUCUUUAUAAGCUUCGUAAUACAUUCUUGGUACUCUUUCUGUGCUGGACCCGACGAAAUGGGCAAUUUCCGCUUCUUUAUGAGUCAGGCUGUCCUUAUUACGGUAGAGGACGGCGUGCGCUUUGUAUGGCGUGAGACCGGUGGGAGAAAUCAUGAAGCGCCUGUGACGAGGUUUGAGAGGGUUGUCGGAUAUGUUUGGACGUUCGUGUGGUUCACGUAUAUUUCGCAGGAGGUUCAUCAGGUGUUCUUUGAGAAGGGCCUCAUUCAUCCUGAGACAGGGCUUGAGGAAUGGCUGUCUGAUCUUGCAAGGGCGCAUGCUUUGCUCUUCUUGCAGUCCCUGUCCAUUCUCACCAAGACAAGCAUCUGUAACCUGCCAUUGCCAACACUUCAGCUCCUGCGAACUUUGAACGAUCUUGUCAUCCAUUCUCUAGCAAAUGUGUCGAGCACGGAGUGCGCAAUCAAGGACCAAUGUCCUCACAAGCAUCUCCAGACCUCAACGCUGAAGGCAUGA